Molecule: messenger RNA, 4015 nt
Organism: Pogona vitticeps (central bearded dragon)
Lineage: Eukaryota; Metazoa; Chordata; Lepidosauria; Squamata; Agamidae
Source: RefSeq, a predicted model, not a curated record
GUCUAUGGUUGGCGUCGGCGUCGCCGCUCUCGCCAUUUUAACUGAGGGCGGGCUGCCGGUUGCUGAGCUGUCGUUACUGGCGCGGGCGUGGCUUGGCGCUGAAACCGGCCUGAAACCUGGGAAGAGAAGGGAAGCUUUUGAGAAACAUUAGGAUCCUAUGGCAACUUACUUGGAAUUUAUCCAGCAAAAUGAAGAGCGUGAUGGAGUACGUUUCAGCUGGAACAUAUGGCCAUCCAGCAGGUUGGAGGCCACAAGAAUGGUUGUCCCAUUGGCCUGCCUUCUGACUCCCUUGAAAGAACGACUGGAUCUUCCACCUGUCCAGUAUGAGCCAGUGUUAUGUAGUAGACCAACUUGCAAAACUGUCCUCAAUCCACUUUGCCAAGUUGAUUAUCGAGCCAAGCUUUGGGCCUGCAACUUCUGCUUUCAGCGAAACCAGUUUCCACCAGCAUAUGCAGGCAUAUCUGAAGUGAAUCAACCAGCAGAGCUUAUGCCACAGUUUUCCACGAUUGAAUAUAUUGUCCAGCGUGGUCCUCAGACACCCCUGAUUUUCCUUUAUGUGGUGGACACAUGUUUGGAGGAAGAAGACUUGCAGGCCUUGAAGGAGUCUCUGCAGAUGUCUCUGAGUUUGCUGCCUCCUGAUGCUCUUGUAGGAUUGAUUACCUUUGGCCGAAUGGUCCAGGUUCAUGAACUGAGUUGUGAAGGAAUUUCCAAAAGUUACGUUUUCAGGGGCACUAAGGAUCUAACUGCAAAACAAAUACAGGAUAUGUUGGGCCUUACAAGGCCUGCUGCACCUCAACAAGGAAGACCUCACCAGCCUCAAGAACAGCCUUCCAUUUCAAGCAGGUUUCUACAGCCUGUUCACAAAAUUGACAUGAAUCUGACUGAUCUCCUGGGGGAACUCCAAAGAGACCCAUGGCCUGUCACUCAAGGAAAGAGACCCUUGCGAUCCACUGGAGUAGCUUUGUCAAUUGCUGUUGGGUUAUUGGAGGGAACAUUUCCAAACACUGGGGCCAGAAUAAUGUUGUUCACAGGAGGUCCACCAACUCAAGGGCCAGGCAUGGUGGUAGGAGAUGAACUAAAAACUCCAAUCCGUUCUUGGCAUGAUAUAGAGAAGGACAAUGCACGGUUCAUGAAGAAAGCUAUGAAGCAUUAUGAGACCUUGGCUAAUCGUACAGCUGCCAAUGGACACUGUAUUGAUAUUUAUGCCUGUGCUCUUGAUCAGACUGGUCUGCUGGAGAUGAAAUGUUGCGCAAAUCUAACUGGGGGUCACAUGGUGAUGGGGGACUCCUUCAACACUUCUCUUUUCAAGCAGACUUUUCAGAGAGUGUUCAGUAAAGAUCACAGCGGGGAAUUCCGAAUGGCUUUUGGUGCCACUUUAGAAGUGAAGACUUCCAGAGAGCUGAAGAUUGCUGGAGCUAUUGGACCAUGUGUAUCCCUGAAUGCCAAAGGGCCAUGUGUUUCUGAAAAUGAACUUGGAAUUGGUGGCACAUGUCAGUGGAAAGUCUGUAGUCUUGAUCCCACCAUGACUCUUGCCAUUUAUUUUGAAGUCGUAAAUCAGCACAAUGCACCAAUACCUCAGGGUGGCAGAGGAGCUGUCCAGUUUGUUACACAUUAUCAGCAUUCCAGUACACAGAGACGUAUUCGUGUUACUACAGUUGCUAGAAACUGGGCAGAUGCCCAGAGUCAGCUGCAACACAUAGAAGCUGCAUUUGACCAAGAAGCAGCUGCUGUCCUGAUGGCCCGACUGGGUGUCUACAGAGCUGAAUCAGAAGAGGGGCCAGAUGUCUUGCGAUGGCUGGAUAGGCAGCUAAUCAGAUUAUGUCAGAAGUUUGGACAGUACAACAAGGAUGAUCCAAAUUCUUUUAGAUUGUCUGAUUCAUUUUCCCUGUAUCCUCAGUUCAUGUUCCAUCUACGUCGAUCUCCAUUCCUCCAAGUAUUCAAUAACAGUCCAGAUGAAUCUUCGUAUUACCGCCAUCACUUUGCAAGACAGGACCUGACCCAGUCUCUCAUCAUGAUUCAGCCUAUACUUUAUUCCUAUUCAUUCUAUGGGCCACCUGAGCCUGUACUUUUGGAUAGCAGCAGCAUUCUUCCUGACAGGAUACUACUGAUGGAUACCUUUUUCCAGAUUGUUAUCUACCUUGGUGAGACUAUUGCACAGUGGCGUAAAGCUGGCUAUCAAGAUAUGCCUGAGUAUGAAAACUUCAAGCAUUUACUACAGGCUCCACUGGAUGAUGCUCAAGAAAUUUUGCAGACCAGAUUUCCAAUGCCACGUUAUAUUAACACAGAGCAUGGGGGCAGUCAGGCACGGUUUCUCUUGUCUAAAGUGAAUCCUUCCCAGACUCAUAAUAACCUUUAUGCAUGGGGACAGGAAUCUGGUGCCCCAAUCCUAACAGAUGAUGUUAGUUUGCAAGUAUUCAUGGACCACCUGAAGAAGCUGGCUGUGUCAAGUGCAUCAUAAUUUUGAUCUACUAAGAAAUUCUCAAAUGAGUGAACUAACUGAAUCAUCCUACUGCCAAUAAUCAGUUUGCCAAAAACUAAUAAAAUUUCUUCCCCGUUUUAAAAUAGAUUUCUAAUGAUUUCAUAUAACAAAUACGUAAGGGCAAUUUUGCAUUUUAGAUUUAACUUAUUGACAUUCCUUUUCUGUGUUUUUCCAGUUCUGUGUUUUCAUUCAUGCAAUCAUUCCAUUGUGAUUUAUAGAUUGUCCCAUGCAGGGUUUUUUUCUGUACUUGUACUUAAGUGAAAUAAAAAUUGAGGAGGGUAUUAAAGCUUGGUGUUAUCCAACUUCUCAUUUAUGUGCUUGCGGGCAUGAGGGAAAGAGUGAAAUCUGUUUUCAUGUUACAAAUAUUGUCAGGCUUGAAUAAAUGCAGUGAGGCAAGUGGUUCAUUAAUACAAACAUAUUAAAAUGUAACUGAAUAGAAGUUAUAAACUGUUUUAUGGAAGAAAUUGCAACUACUCCAGGUUGUUGGAUUUUUUUACUUUUUAUUUUAUUUAUUUUAUUUUUGCUUUGACAACCUGCAGUAUUUUGCAAACUUUAAAUCUUUGUGCAAAUACUACAGAUAUUGGAGAAGAGGCCAGUUUCUGGAGGGAGAAAGGGGUGUCUCUUAUUCAUAACAAUGUUAAUUUAAACUUAACAAAAUACAGGUGGUUGUAGAGGAUUGAAUGUAUUGCAACAAAGGAGGUGUUUUAUAUUGAAUAAGAUCAUAGCAGUACUCUCUGCUGCAAAGAGAAACCCCACUUUGCAAACUGACUGGGACCCCCUGUACUUUAGAGUUACCAUUCACUCUGUUUAUCCUUUCACCUGAAAAUAGUAAGGAAACCCCUGUUGUCUUCAAUCAGUUGGGAUUCUGCCCUAUCUCCUGGAAAGGACAGCAGAGUGCAGAGGAAUUCCUGCUUGCAGGUGAGAGGGGGAUCCCUGUCCACUCCAUGUUCUCUGUGAUGUGGAGAAAUAGAGAGUCAACAAAACUUUUGAGAGUAUCUGUGGGAUGUUUUGGCUGCUGGCUGUGGCAUCUCAGAGUUGGCUUUAUCCACCCAUGUUAUUUGCAAUGGUUUUCCCCCAUACAUGGGCAACCUUCUCCCGAGGGAAGGCAAGGAGAAAACCUGAAAUAGAAGUGGUUGUAAUCACAGGAGCCUUUAUAACAUUAGACAUGGGGAUUCAGCCCAGCACUCAAAACUACUUCUCUAUUACUGAUCUACCUUACUAUUGACAAGACUUACUGGUAAUGGAUAUCCAGGUUUCAGCAGGAUUCUUUGCUGGCUGUAUUUGGAGAUACAGAGGGUUGAAAUGGGAACCUUCUGGAUAAAACACAUAUGACCUGUGAUUGGUUCACAGCCCUUGCCUAUCUGUGAACCAAAUUCAUGAGACACAUGUAAUAAGCCAAAAUGUUGAUGCAGGAAUAGAUUUCUAAUUCAUGUUUGUUUAAUUUUAUGGUGAUUGUUUCUUUUUUUUCAGUAUGGGGCCUUGCUCCACUUAGCCCUGGAAAACAAAUACCUGUAAUAAAAAUAUAUUUAUAUACCG